This is a messenger RNA of Saccostrea cuccullata (small rock oyster), 2171 nucleotides long. Its product is annotated as protein AATF-like. The transcript is spliced from 14 exons. The record is from RefSeq and is a predicted model, not a curated record. Lineage: Eukaryota; Metazoa; Mollusca; Bivalvia; Ostreida; Ostreidae. Gene Ontology annotation, cellular component: nucleus; nucleolus.
AUUCGGAACAUACCGUGAAAUAUAUCGGAGUAUCCUCGGGAUUUAUAUGGCAAACAGGAAAGCAUGUCAAUGAAUCUGAGAGAGGAGAUAGCAAAAUUAACAACCCCAGCUCCUGUUUUCUGUGAUCCAGAAAACGAUUUAGAGGAUGUUACAGCAGCAAAGUUAACAGAGAAGACUGAAGAGAAGGAUGAGUUCGCUCCCUUGCCAGCUACUAAACUCCGACAGAGAGCAGCUGCAGAGUCUGUAAACAAUGAGAAAAAGUACGCGGGACGAAAAAUAUCACGGCAGAAGCUCUUAGACCUUGACUCAGAUGUCAGUGGAUCUGAGGAGCAAAGUGAGAGUGAAUCAGAACAAGAAGAUGACAGCUCUCUUGGUGAAGAGGAUGUAAUGAAUGAUAAAGAAAAUGAGGAGAAAGAUGAAGACUCAGAGGAGUCAGAUGAUGAAUCUGAGUCUAUGGGAAGUGAGGAGCCCAGGACAGCAGAAGAAGCAGAGGAGGAGUUGUCUGCCCUUGGUUCAUUUAAAGCCAAGAUGGCAUCAAGCUCAGAUCCCCAGGGUGCUGGUCAAAAGUUUAGUUUUGUAGAUGACGGGGAUUACAGUAAGUAUUAUGAUUCUGAAGAUGAGGCUGAGGAUCAGAGUGACGAGGAUGAUGAUGAAGACACUGAUGAUAAUGAAGAAGAAGGAGAUGAUGAUGAAGAAUCAAUGGAGGAAGACAGAAAAAGUAGAAGAAGGUGAGGAGGGGUUAGCAGUUUCUCCAAGUCAAGACUGAACGAGGAGAUCCAGAAAGGAGAAGCAGCCAGGCAGCAGUUAGGUCUUUGGGACAGUUUACUAGAGGGAAGAAUCAAGUUUCAAAAAAUACUGACAGCUGUUAAUCAACUUCCACAACCUGACACCUGGAGGGAUUUUGAGAAAUUAGGGGAAGAUAACUUCAAGGAAAAGUCUAUAACAGUGCAGACAGCUUUGGAGAAUCUUCUUCAGAAACUGAUCCAGCUACAGUCAGUCCUUCUUCUACAGAACUCAGAGACUCAACACAUUGAGUCAGGACAGCAGAAACCAGUGAAGAAGACAGACGACCCGGAUGAUGAGGAGAUAACGAGUGAGUCAGACUCGGAGGAGACAAAACAGACAGUGGAGAAAUCAAAGGGGCAGAAUAAAGCAAGGAAACGGAAACUAGCAAUGGAGGAAAUACCUGACUUCCUGGCCAAGAGACAUAAAGACUUCCAGAAUUACAGAAAUGAUACUCUCCAGAAAUGGUUUGACAAGACUCGGUUACUUGGUGGUAAAAUUUCCAGUAAAUCCUUCAAUGCUUUUGAACAGUCAGCCCUGAAACAAAUAGAACAGGUGUUGAGUGAUAGAGACAGACUGAUUAAGAGGACACAGAUGAAGCGGGCCAGUUAUAAGGUUCUGGGGAAACCUGAGGAACCAGAGACAGCUGUCAAUCAAGAUCAAGAACCAUCGACAUCAGAACAAACAUAUGAUACAGAGAUUUUUGAUGACAGUGAUCACUUAACACAAGUUUAUCUAGAGAGUAUACAUAUCAAUGAUCCCAUAGCCCUCAGCAGGCAAUGGCUAGAAAUACAGAGGUUAAGAAAUAAAGUGAAGAGAAAAGUAGAAACUAGAGCUUCUAAAGGAAGAAAAAUCAGAUAUCAUGUACAUCCUAAACUGGUCAACUUUAUGGCUCCUAAAGAGAUAUGUACCUGGACAGAUGAAGCAAGAGAUGACCUGUUCAAGUCUUUAUUUGGACAAAGAGGGACAACGACAACAUCCUCAGACGAGAGUGCAGUAGGCAGGUGAUGUCACGACUCCCUACAAAAUCAGCUACAACAGUGAUGAAAAAUGUCAAUCUAGAAAACCAAGGGACAGUGAUAAAUUCUUGGGGAAGCUUUUUAAAGACACUUUAUGAAGAUUAUCCCAUUUAUUAUGAAAUAUUCUGUUUAUUAUGCCAACUUUCAUUGAUGAAUAUUUGAGAAAACUUUAGAUAUUGAAAUCUCUACUGAAAGGUAUUGUGAAGAAACAAUCUAAUACUGCCUAUUUUUACAUAAAAAUUUUGCCCUCAAACAAGGCAAAUUCAUGAAAAAGAGCAGUAAUGCUGUAACAGAACUGUCAUCUGUGUCACAGAAAAUUUAAAAGGAGGUAGAAUGUAAUGUAACUGUUAAAGGAUGGAAAUAACUUGA